Molecule: messenger RNA, 1209 nt
Organism: Lodderomyces margitis
Lineage: Eukaryota; Fungi; Ascomycota; Pichiomycetes; Serinales; Debaryomycetaceae
Exons: 2
Coding region: 1-1209 (402 amino acids)
Source: RefSeq, a predicted model, not a curated record
AUGAAAAGUGUUGUGACAUUUAUCGAACUUUUCCAGGAACUAAAUUAUAACGUAUCAGAAAAGAGGUUGAGUUCCUCAGGAGCAAUCAGUUUGAGCAAAAGGGAGAUUUUUGCAAUCAACACAUCGCUCAAUGGUUUGACUGAGGGUACUCCAGUAACAACAGAUCAAGUGGCAGCAAUCACGGGAUGCAUUGGGGAAUUAUGCAACUCCAUAAUACACGAACUCGCUGAUGGAACUCAAGCAAAGACUUUGGACAUACAACUACAAGUGAGGGAUGCGUUGCACUUUAAUUGGUUGGUGCAGUAUUUGAGUGCACUACACAAGAAAAGAAAGUUGGCAAUCAACUCUGUCGCGGAGCAUGCCGACUCUCACAAUCAAGGCCGAGAUACCACGUUAGUAGAUGAGAAAACAAGACUUCAAAAAUUUGAAGCUCGAAGGAACAAAAAUGACUCCCCGGUUGCCAGACAUGGCCGCAAGGACAAAAUCACUAGAAGCAAAAGAAAGAAACUUUCUGAUGAAUGGGAGUUGACUCUGGACAUUGAAUUCUCUUUUGAAGAGAGUAGUACAGUUCAUCGGAAACGCGAGCAAAAGAUUGUUUACCAGCAGCAAAUUGAUGAAUUUGUGGAGAAGACCAAGGAUAGGCCGCUGAAGGAAGUUGAGCUUGUUGCUAAAGCAAGUAGACAAGAGAUUCAAAAGGAGGAAGAUACUUGCCAUGGAGAUGUACACAACCCUAGCGAUGCUCUUCAACAUCAAUUCGAUCAGAACGCAAAGGAGCUCAGCUUCUCUUCAAAUUUGUUUGUUUCAGAGGGCAGUUCAAGGUCUCAGCCAAGCGAUUUGCUGCUGUCGGUACUCGUUCCGAAAGAGCGCAUCGAUAGAGUGACUAAAACUCAAGCAUCGACAUUGAUACCUGAUACAGAAACCCCAGUUCGAACUUCGACUCCUGUGAAUGCAGAAUUUACUGAGUUUCCUACUAUAACAGAUAAAACGUCGGAUACUGAGGGCACGCUUGAUGUAAUGAAUGAUGCAUUAAAGCUUUUUUCGUCUAACUUGUUGAAUAAAUUAAAGAGAGUUGAAUUUGAAGUGCUUCAUAAAAGAAAUGACUUACAGGUUCAGGUCGAUAAAGAGUACAAGAAAAUUGAACGGAUGCAACGUGCAAAAUUGAAAGAAAUACAAGAAUACUGCAGAAAUGAAUUAGAUAAAAUUGUAUAA